Lobosporangium transversale is the source of this 790-nucleotide messenger RNA. RefSeq lists its product as hypothetical. The transcript has a single exon. Lineage: Eukaryota; Fungi; Mortierellomycota; Mortierellomycetes; Mortierellales; Mortierellaceae. The annotation marks the transcript as partial. The record is from RefSeq and is a predicted model, not a curated record.
UAGUGAUCACAACAAUCUCCCUCACCAUCUCCUUCAUUACAAUCUGCCUCAUCACAAUCUCCCUCACAAGCAUUUCUCUUUCAUAAUGGAUAUUGACAAGAUCACUACAGGGAUUGACGAGUCCGCUCCAGAGUCUUGCACUUACGACGACUGCAAAAAAAAUUUGGAUCUUGCAUUUGUUCGAAGUGAUGAGCAGCACAUCUUCAAUGUCACACCUCAAUUGAGAGAUCAUUAUAAUCGGCAUCAUAAUGACAGUAACCCAGUCGAUUUGAUCUACGAAAUCAACAAUGUCAAUCGCAAAUUCUUAAUUUACCGGGGAAGUAAGGAUGCGAGGGAGUUCUCUUGUCUUUGUGGGAGACUUAUUCAGGACCGUAAUUCAGUUCGAAGGCAUUUCAAAAAUUGUGCACAUUUGUCAUUCUUGGCGCCACUUCUUGCACUAGACCCAGACCCCAUCAUUUUCCCUUAUCAAUCCAUCCCGCCACCUCCAGAAAUACCUAAAACAAACAAGGGCAAGCAAAAUAAACAAUAUCUGGACUUUAUGACGUUUUCAUUGAGAAAAGUUGCAUGCGAGCUGCUUGACCAACGAGAGAAGACCAAGGAACAAGUAAAUAGAAUGCUCCAUCUGGAGGAAAAAAUCACCCGCCUUUCUGAUCAGCUUCAUCAACAAGAAAAGAUUAAAAGCGACAUGCAUGAUAAAAUAGAAUCACUGGAGCAGUUUUUAAUAGAAAAGAUUGAUUUAGUAACACAAUUAUUAAAAAAAACUGAUUAGAAUAAAGCUUGACAAAUAAAA